Molecule: messenger RNA, 990 nt
Organism: Dothidotthia symphoricarpi CBS 119687
Lineage: Eukaryota; Fungi; Ascomycota; Dothideomycetes; Pleosporales; Dothidotthiaceae
Exons: 3
Coding region: 1-990 (329 amino acids)
Source: RefSeq, a predicted model, not a curated record
AUGCAAGCAAACGCGCAGGGUGUCUUGUGCUUGGAUCCAAACACGGCAAAUGCAAAGUCAAAGGCCAACGCAAUUAGGAAAGGUUGCGGCCACGCAAAUAGCAGUGACGCCACAGGUUGGAGCGGAGAGGGAGGGCAGGUGGCAUCCGGUACCGAUGGCGAAACGAGGAGACUAUGCAACUCUCAACUAAGCUCUCUACCCAAGGCCCACGAACUCAUUGCUGUGAGUAGGCGUUCGUGGGCCAAGCAUGCGGCCAUGGCGUGCCUGAGCCUGGGGCGUCAUCUGGAAUGUACCCAAAGCAAACAAACCUUGUUGCCAGAGUGGCCUGUGGCCCGAAGCACGCUGCGAACAUUUCUGAGGCCUAGUGACGGUGGAAAUGUCGUCGGUGAGCCCUGUCACUCGGUGAGGACGGAGACUCGGAGACACUUGACAGGAGCCGGCCACACCACAUUCAGGUGCCCUCCGAAGCCCAAAAGUCAUGUCAACGAGCCAAAAAGGCGCGCACAUGUCUAUUUUCAAAACCCGCGAGCGAACCGACGAUACUGGAUGACAGAGGCUGGUGGAAACGGUCGCCACCAUCGAGUUCCAGCAGAGUUGCAGCGCGCAAUUAUUGAUCCUGAUGCAGCCGCGAUUGCUGAUGCGAGGCACCACAAAUCGCCAAGGGUUGCUGGAGCAAUGCUGUCACCGUCUGUUGCUGGCAGCACCGAGUCACCAGACUUAGCAACCGACACCGACACCGACACCGACGUGAACCGUCUGUCCAUUGUGCGCGCACGCUGUCUGACUGCUAGUCAAAUGUUACCGCAGAUCCCGGCGAGCGGCCACGUUCCAGCAGCAACCAUGGCAGCCUCAGCUAACGCUCUCGGCAUGCGAUCAGCGGUGGAGUGUCUAAGAAGCGACUCUCCAUUGAGUGCAAGCGAACUGUGCGAGCUGGCGCCAGAUGACGGCGAUGAUGAUGAUGGUUACGCGAACCCGCUGCAGCGGGCCUGA